AUGAAUAAUAAUAAUAAUAAUAAAAAAUUAAAUAAAGAAAAUUUAAAUGAAAUUGAAAAUUGGAAUGAAAUAGAGUUAACAGAUUAUAAGAAACAAGGUUUAGAUGAAGGUACAUCAAGUAAUAUUUAUUUAUUUGAAAGUAAUGGUAAUGUUGUUAAUGGUAGUAUUGAAGAUUCACCAAAGCAACAACAACAACAACAACAACAACAACAACAACAACAACAACAACAACAACAACAACAACAACAACAACAAAAUAUAAUAUCAUCAGAUGAGGAAAUUGAAGAUAAACCAUUUCAAGAUAGAGAUAGUAAUAUUGGUGAUGGUAGUGAUAUCGAUAGUAGUGGUGAUUCAAUCGAUAUAGAGAAUACUGAUUAUUCAAUAUUGGUACCAUUCGAAGAUGAAGAAAACAACAAUGGAAGUAAAAGUAAAUUUUCAAUUAAAAAAUUAAAAUCAUUUUUAGGACCUGCAUUAUUUAUAUCGGUGGGAUAUAUGGAUCCAGGUAAUUGGGCAACAGAUUUAGAAGGUGGGUCAAGAUUUGGGUAUCAAUUAAUGUGGGUAUUAUUAUUUUCAAAUAUUAUGGCACUAUUUUUACAAACUUUGGUGAUAAAAUUAGCAUUGGUGACAAAGAAUGAUUUAGCUCAACAAUGUAGAAAAGAGUAUAGUAAAACCGUGAAUAUAUUCCUAUGGUUAAUAUUAGAGUUGGCAAUAAUUUCAACAGAUUUAGCAGAGGUUAUUGGUACAGCAAUUGGUUUGAAUAUUCUAUUUGGCUUACCGUUGAUUGCAGGCGUUGCUAUCACUUCAUUGGAUACUCUACUGUUUUUAGCCAUUCAAAGAUGGGGUAUUAGGAAAUUGGAAUUGUUAAUUCUAUUACUUUUAUCAAUGAUAACAAUGUGUUUUGUGAUAGAACUUUUCCUUAGCAAACCAAUUGCGUCCGAGGUUUUCUCUGGUUUCGUGCCAAGGUUAAAUAGUGAUAGUGUUAUGGUUGCAACUGGCAUCGUUGGUGCUACCACUAUGCCCCAUAAUUUGUUUUUACAUGGUAGUGUGGUGAAAUCAAGAAAGAUUCCAAACGAUCGUAGAAAAUCAGUGAUCAAACAAGCUUACCGUUAUAACGUUAUCGAUACGGUUUUGGCUUUGAAUUGUGCAUUCUUUGUUAAUAUCGCAAUAUUAAUGUUGGCUGCCUCUGUCUUUUGGAAAUCAAAUAUCCAAGUAACCGAAUUGUCAGAGGCCUAUAGAUUAUUAACUAAAUUAAUGGAUGGGAAAUUAGCCGCAGUUUUAUUUGGGUUGGGUUUGUUCUUGGCUGGUCAAUCCUCAACUAUCACCGGUACAAUGGCGGGCCAAAUAGUUAUGGAAGGUUUCAUAAAAUUAAGAAUUAAACCUUGGUUAAGAAGAUUCAUAACUCGACUUUUGGCUAUAAUCCCCGCCGCUAUUGUUAUCAUUGUUUUAGGUGACAAAGGUACCUAUACCCUAUUAAUUAUCUCACAAGUGCUUUUAUCAAUUGGUUUACCUUUUGCUGUGGUCCCCUUAAUCAUUUUCACAAGUUCUUACGAAAUAAUGGGUGAAUUUAAAAAUAGGUUGUCAAUUAUUAUUAUCAAUUCAAUAAUUGCUCUAUUCAUUAUUGGUUUAAAUUUAGCAACUAUUUUUCAAUUAAUUAAUGAUUUCCUUCAUAAUGAUUCAAUAAUUUCAAAAUGUUUAACAAUUAUCUUUUUAAUCCCUUUAUCAAUUGCUUUAUGUUGUUUAUUAUUAUGGUUAAUAAUUUCUAAAAUUAAUUUCUUUACAAAUUUAUUAUCAAAAAUUUUUAAUAAUAAUAAUAAUAAUAAUAAUAAAAAUAUUAUAAAUAAUAAUAAUAAUUAUUCUGGUAAUACAAUUAAUAAUCAAACUAUACAAUAA
Dictyostelium discoideum AX4 is the source of this 1890-nucleotide messenger RNA. RefSeq names its product natural resistance-associated macrophage protein. The coding region runs from base 1 to 1890 and encodes 629 amino acids. The record is from RefSeq and is a predicted model, not a curated record. The transcript has a single exon. Lineage: Eukaryota; Evosea; Eumycetozoa; Dictyosteliales; Dictyosteliaceae.